Molecule: messenger RNA, 1643 nt
Organism: Sphaeramia orbicularis (orbiculate cardinalfish)
Lineage: Eukaryota; Metazoa; Chordata; Actinopteri; Kurtiformes; Apogonidae
Product: probable asparagine--tRNA ligase, mitochondrial
Exons: 14
Coding region: 144-1598 (484 amino acids)
Biological process (GO): asparaginyl-tRNA aminoacylation
Cellular component (GO): mitochondrion
Molecular function (GO): asparagine-tRNA ligase activity; ATP binding; nucleic acid binding
Source: RefSeq, a predicted model, not a curated record
GUGUCUCUGUCUGCAGCAGUGAUACAACGUGAAAGUCAAGUCAGAGUGAAACGUGUAAUAUCUCUAUAAACACGACGUAUUAUGUUGUUUUUUUCGUUUAGUGUGUUAUUCUCUUAGAGUCAUAAGUGUCAGCUUUUAUCACCAUGUUUCAGGCUGCAGUUAAAGCUCUUUGUUUGGUACCUACCGGCUCUCUGUCCGGGGGAAUGUUGCUAAAUCUUCGACAUUAUUCUAAGAAAACACCGAUAAAAGUCAGAAUAUCCGAAGCACUGUCAGCUGCAGAAAUAGGAGAAAAAGUCCAAAUACAGGGUUGGGUUCGAUCUGUCAGAGCUCAGAAGGAACACCUGUUUGUCCAUGUGAAUGAUGGGAGCUCCCUGCAGCCGUUACAGAUUGUUGCCACUUCGGAGCUGAAUAACCCGUUGCUCACAUUCGGUAGUGCUGUUGAAAUCACAGGUAUCUUAAAGAAAAGUCCACAUGAGAAACAACCGGUGGAACUAGAAGCAAAUCAGAUCCGUGUAGUAGGAGAAUGUAACCCUGUGGAUUUCCCCUUUAAAGUCAAAAAGAGGCACAGUCUAGAGUACCUUCGACAGUUUCCUCAUCUCAGGUGUCGGACAAAUUCUUUUAGUUCCCUGUUGAGAAUACGAAGCGAGGCCACUGCGGCAAUUCACUCAUAUUUCAAGUCGAACGGCUUUGUGCAGAUUCACACUCCAACGAUCACGUCUAAUGACUGCGAAGGGGCAGGGGAGCUCUUUCAAGUAGAGUCGUCGAACCCACUGCACGCAGAGGAAGACAACUUUUUCUCCGUCCCGGCCUUCCUCACUGUGUCUGGUCAGCUUCAUUUGGAGGUGAUGUCAGGAGCUUUUUCUAGAGUCUACACAUUUGGGCCAACUUUUCGUGCAGAGAACUCCCAGAGCAGGCGUCACUUGGCUGAGUUUUACAUGGUGGAGGCCGAAGUCUCCUUUACACAGUCCUUAGAGGAUCUUACCAAGGUCAUGGAGGACAUGUUCAGGUCUGCUACGGAGCAUGUCUUGGCGCAGUGUGCAGACGAUGUGGAUUUAUUUCACAAGCAUGUGACUCCUGGACACAGGGAAACUGUAGAUGCUAUGCUGAAGAACAGAUUCCCUGUGAUUUCCUACACGGAGGCGAUAGACAUUUUACAGCGCAGCUCUGAGGCAUUUCUCUUCCCAACAGAAUGGGGUUGUGACCUUCAGACCGAACAUGAGAAGUACCUGGUGAAACAUUGCGGCAACAUUCCAGUGUUCGUCACUGAUUAUCCUUACGCUCUGAAGCCGUUUUAUGCAAGAGACAACCAGGACCGUCCUAACCAUACAGCGGCUGCCGUGGACCUUCUGGUGCCAGGAGUUGGAGAGCUGUGUGGAGGCUCGCUGAGGGAGGAGAGGCUGCAUCUGCUCCAAUCGAGGCUGGAACAGGUUGGAUUAGAAGACAUUUACAGCUGGUAUCUGGAUCUGAGGCGUUUCGGUUCGGUGCCUCACGGCGGCUUCGGGCUGGGAUUUGAACGAUAUUUGCAGUGCAUUCUGGGAGUCGACAACAUAAAAGACGUCAUUCCUUUUCCUAGAUUUUCCCGUUCGUGUCUUCUCUAAAACUGAAGUCUGUCAGGAGAAUGAAUAAAACAUGUUUUUUUCGGU